CCCGGCCCGGUUGGCCCGGCGAGAACUGCCAAUCCGCCUCACGCGCGGUCUCACGCUUCGAGCUAGCAAGCUCUGCAUCAGGUCCACAGCCGGCUCGGGAUCGCCAUGGCCACACAUAGAGAGGCCAAGUUCCCAGCGGAGCCGUACAUCGACCCGACCCCGCUGCCCAAGAGGGUACCCCAUGUGGCAGAAGUGGGAACGACCUCUGCGCCUCUCAAGUCGGCCUCCUUCUUCAUCGGAGCAGGUUGUGAGAAGUACAACGAUGACUUUAUGCUCUGCAAGGCCGAGAACAGGGAUCCUGAGCAUUGCCUCAAGGAGGGCAGGAGGGUGACUCGUUGCGUACAACACAUGAUCAAUCAGCUGCAGAUCAACUGUGAAGCCGAAUGGAACGCGCACUGGAACUGCUUAGAACGAGGCAACCAGGAGUUCUACAACUGUCGCGACUUAGAGCGACCGUUCAACAAAUGCGUCUUUGACAAGCUCAAGCUGAAGAAGACCAUCCCGGGAUCGCCGCCCGGGCAACCCCAAGUGCACGAGAAGCCAAACCAAGUCUACAAGCCGUUCCAAAACGUCAGAUCGUGGCAGCAUUGCUCCGCGGCACUGGCGAGACUAUCACGCCUGUUCAGCUUGGCGAGGCGGUCGCUCGUCAAGCUCUCGCCCCUGAAUGAGGCUGUCAUCAAGCAGCGCAUCAAACUCGUCAGACGACCCUUGCCCAUCCCUGCAGAGCUAGCAGACGAGCUACCCAUGACAAACGCUUCCAACGGUGCUCACAAUCUCUGGGGCAUCCAGUCUGCUUGUGGCAGGAGCUCAGAUACUCAUCCUGCUUUCUGGGUCGUCUUUGACAAUGCGCGCUACCUCUUUACGCCUGGCGAAUCGAUCGCACGAGCGACGACGGCGCAACGCAUAAGAGUCAAGAAGAUCAGGGCUUGCUUCUUGUCCAGACUGGAUCCAGAUGCUGCUUCGGGCCUGGCGAGCAUCAUACUGAAUGCGGCAGCGAGCGGGCAGAGCAAAUUGCAGAUCCACGGGCCGCGCGACGUUGAUCAUCUCAUUGCGUCUUACCGCUUGUACGUCAGACGCCCGGCACUCAGCUUGUCCGUGCACGAGCCAGAAGAACGAACAGACUCGCCCGCGAUAGCAUACCGAGAUGAAAAUGUCAUCGUCUACACACUACCGCUCUUGCCUCCCACAACCGAUUCGACCUCUGUUGCGCCACAGGAAGCGGCAGACGAGCAACAAGCAAAGCAAAAGCGACGAGCAGCGAUCGAUGACAUGUUCCGCGGUACAGAGCUAGACAGCCUCAAGCCCGUCUUUCGUACCGACGCCUCUACGUCUCGUGCAUCAUCUUCAUCGCAAGGAAAUCAGCAGGAACAGACGCCUGCUUGGUCUCACAUUCGCUUGCCAGCCCCCAAGGCUGUUGACCGUGGACCAAGCAGCUAUCUCAUUGUCGGACCUCGCCGUCCGGGCAAGCUGUCGCCUGGCAUGGCAAUAGCCAGGGGCAUCAAACCAGGACCGAUCUAUGCAAAGCUGAAAGCGGGCGAUCCCGUACAGAAUAACAAGGGAGAAUGGGUCGACCCGAUUGCAGAGGGUAUCGUCAGCGGUGGCGAGUCGCCAGGAGCAGUACUGAGCCUUUGCUGUCCCUCCCUCGACCAUCUGCCUGCAUUGCUCGCAAUCGACUUCCAGGCGCUCCUCGACCAGCAUCGCGCUGUCUUGCGCAUCGUGAUGCACGAUGUUGGCAAAAAGGUAGCAAAAGACAAGCGCUAUAUCGACUGGAAAGCAUCGUUCAAACCCGAUGUACUACACGUAGUAUCAAGAGAAGACGACACGACAGAUCACCUUCAGAUCACGAGCUCCGUACUCAACCAGCAUCGGCUGCAUCGUCUUGAUCCCGAUAUUUUCCCGCUGCCGUCCCAUACGCCUGGCAAUCCGAAACAACCAAAGUCGAUCUACUGGGAUAGCCAGGUCCGUCUUUCGGUCUCUGCCACACCUCGGGAAGGCUAUGGCACCGAUCUAGAGCAUUUGACGUCGCUGAACCACCCCAAUGAUUCGUCGGAGAUGACAUCCCUCGUGACCUUCUCUGCGAGAGCGGGCCAAACGCGGACAGAGAAGGAAGACAGCGAAUUGAAGGGUUUUCGCGAGUACGAGUCACAGAUUGCUUCCGCUCGCGAAAAAGUUGCGGCUGAAGCUGCUUUGCUCCGCACGCGUGAACUCGCGCCUGGUGACGAUAUUAUCGUGACGCCGCUGGGCACGGGCUCCGCUUCGGCUUCGCAAUUUCGCAAUUGCAGCAGUACACUCGUCCAAAGUCAAAAGGCCACCGUCUUGCUCGACUGUGGCGAAGGGACUUGGGGUCAGCUCUGUCGACGCUUUGGCAGAGUGGAAGCCGUCAAGAUCUUGCUCGAUCUUGAUGUCGUCUUCAUCUCUCAUGCGCAUGCGGAUCAUCACAUCGGUCUUGCCAGGCUGCUAUACGAACGGGCGAAGCGCAAACCUCACCUUCACAAGCCCAUGUAUCUCAUCUGUCCCUACUUUGCCGAGGUCUACACGAGCGAGCAGCAGUACCUGACCAAUCUCGGACUGAACGAUCACGGUGCAAAGUCUGUCAAGAUCCUCGAUGCAAUGUAUCUCAUCAAACCGUCCAGACGCGCUCAACCAUCGCACAACAACGAAACGGCCAGAUCAGAGCAGACGAGAAAGCUAGUACAAGCUCUCUGCGAAUCUGUGGGCUUCAAGUCCAUCGAGACGACCUUUGUCAGGCAUCGCGGUCGUUGCUACGGCAUUCGCUUCGAUUUGUCCGACGGUUCCAGCUUUGUCUAUUCGGGCGACACAAGACCCGCUGACAGCCUCGUGCAACUUGGUAAAGGAGCGACUUUACUUAUACAUGAAGCGACGAUCGACGACAGUAUGCCCGCCAUGGCUGCCGAGAAAGGUCAUAGCACGUUUGGACAGGCGAUGCAGGUCGCACGGAGUAUGGGCGCAAAGUACUGCCUCUUGACACAUUUCAGUCAACGCUAUCCGAAAUUUGUAAGCGUGACAUCUUCAGCAGAAUCUUCACAUGGUCCAGUCUUUGUGGAAGCUUUCGAUGGCAUGUCGAUCCGCCUGCAAGAUUUUUACAAAUGGAAGCAUUACCUCGAGCCCCUCGAAACGCUCCUGAGGCGUAUCGAGAGAGACGAAGAUGACGAAUCACCGCAUAUCGAUGACGAAACGGUGCCUACUGUUGACACGAUCGAGCCUGAGCCGGAGAUCCAGCCACGCGGUCGAAAGCCCAAAGCGAGAAAGAUAGGCGAACCUUCUCCAUCCAAGCAGGCCAAGAAAGCAAAACGCAGCAGCUCAUAGCUGGCUGGUGUUGUAGAUGCAAAUGCCGAUGCUGCUUGCAUGUUUGCUGAGGAUUACAAAGAUCAUCAGAAAUUAAAAGCGAGGUUCU
Molecule: messenger RNA, 3415 nt
Organism: Mixia osmundae IAM 14324
Lineage: Eukaryota; Fungi; Basidiomycota; Mixiomycetes; Mixiales; Mixiaceae
Exons: 8
Coding region: 106-3327 (1073 amino acids)
Biological process (GO): mitochondrial tRNA 3'-end processing
Cellular component (GO): mitochondrion
Molecular function (GO): 3'-tRNA processing endoribonuclease activity
Source: RefSeq, a predicted model, not a curated record